This is a messenger RNA of Salvia hispanica, 669 nucleotides long. The record is from RefSeq and is a predicted model, not a curated record. NCBI's taxonomy places the organism in Eukaryota, Viridiplantae, Streptophyta, Magnoliopsida, Lamiales, Lamiaceae.
AUGUUUUGGACAUACGAACAGCGGGUGCGAUUCAGGGUUAGCAGCCAGCCACUUCAGCCGAUUGAUUUCCCACAUCUGAGCAUAAAAAUCAACGUUGUAUUCCACAACCAAGAGUUCAACUAUGCUAUAAACACAGAUUCCAGACCCUCCGAAACCUUCCUACGCCCUCUUCCCUUACUUUCCUCGGACAGUACCACCACCGUAGCCGCUCACGUCAUCUCCCGAGGACACUUGUCCUACGCUGACGUACAAGAAGAAGUCGGAAAACUCAUCCGCAAUCAUCUCCGGGGCGACAAGCGCAGCCAGGCCGCAUUCCCCAACGGUAUGGGAGGGGACGAGUUCGUGUGCACGCCCGUGAUCAAGCUCCUAUGGGAUCAGGUCCUCAAAGCUACUGGAAUUUCAAGUGAAGGCGUGGUCAACAGAACGGAUACUUUUAUACGUAUGUGUUUGGCUACCUCCGGUUUCCGGAGGAUGAAGCUCUGCGGUGACGUGGCGGCAACAGAGGCGGCUUAUCCUUGCACCAUCUGCUCAGAGGAGAUGACUGGAACCAUGGCGUUUCGGAUGCCGUGUGCUCAUCUGUUUCACGCGGAAUGCAUGGUGAAAUGGCUGUGGAUGCGUCACACUUGCCCUAUUUGCCGCUACGAGAUGCCUACCGGAAAUCCAUACUAG